UCCGCAAGAACACCGCCAUAUCCUCAAGGCGCAGAUGUAAUGCAGUGCAGAUCCUAAAAUAGCAAAUGUUUUGGGGAGCAAUGGUAGAAAGGAAGCAGAAAUUCUCCUGUUUCUUCAAAGUGCCUAAAGAUAUUUUCAAUUCUUAGACCCUCCGUCAUAGGGUUUCUACCCAUCGCUGCAAUUUGGAUAUGCAGCAACUUCGGCUGCCGCUGGAAUGCUGCAGAACGGAAUUGCUAUGACAGCAUUGAUCUAGCGGUGGUUGGCUGCUAGCUGUGGAGUGUUGAAGGAAGAUGUCUUGCGGGCCAACGUGUGGUUAUCAUGGUGUCCUGCCCAGAUCCAGCAAACAUCUUCCUAGCUAUUCUAGCCAAGCUACGCUGGGGACCGGCGUUUGUGAGCAGCUCAAGUGCUGCACAGAGUUCAGAAUCCACUGCAGGUGUUCUGUCUCCCAUCUUGAAGAGCAGCAUCUCUGGGUCAUACGAGGUUUCCCCUACCAGUAAUUAUCAAGUGUCUUCGGCAAGCCCGCAAGACAAUGCAGCAGGUUCAGUCCACAUGCUUACCAAUCACCGUGACUUGAAGCCACUACUGAAACGCACUCCAGGCAAUCACGGCCAUUGUCCCAAGACAAACUUCAGGAUACUCCGGGAAUGCUUUGGCGAGGCCAUUGUCUUUCUGGUGGACACAUCCUCGAAUGUGACGGACGCUUUCCUUGUGGCAGCUGGCAACGCCAUGAUGGAGUUUGUCACAACAGCAUCACGCACCACUGCUGGCAGUAUUGCAGUGAUGGCGUAUGGAGCAGCUCGCAGUUACUCUGGCCAGGCGCAAAUGAUCUUCAACAACGAACCAAGGACUUCGAAGGGCAAGCGCCUCCUGAGAAAGCGUAUCAAAAGUAUCGCACGAAGGCCAUCGAUCUCUGAUGCUCCUGAUUUGUCCAGUGCGAUCAGGCUGACUGACCAACUGCAAAGCAAGUCACAAAUUUGGCAGGACAUCGUAGUGAUGAAUCCAAACGGUAUCAGAUAUAUCACACCAUCUGGACAUACAUAUCAAAACCUGGAAUUGCCGUUCCCGUCUUCUUCUCAAGCAUCUCCAUGUUCCAUCGAGAGCACCACCAAGUCUUCAAGGGAUUGCCUGGCCUAUCUUCGUGACAGUCUCUUCACUCACUACCUGUGGAAGCCGAGAAGUAUCUUUGAAGACAAUGUCAUGUUGCCCACACAAGAUCUGCCCUACAUGAUGCUUCCUGCCCAAUGGCCCACACAAACUCAAACACGUGCUGGAUCUCUGAGCAAAAGCACCAGUGCUUCAUCCACCUCGUGGUGCCUCAAUGUGAAGAUUCACAAACUGCACGCUCGGAAGUUGAGGCGUUUCCAGAGCGAUGGCCAGAACUUCACCCUGACUUUGCACAUCAGGUCAAGCUCAGUGCAGCAGACCGUGGACUUUGAACAACACUCCAGCAGGCUUCUUGCAGCGGUUGUGAUGGUUCCAAUCACACCAGGAAUCCAGUUAGCAGAGCACGGAGUAGUGCACUUCAGCAUAUCAACCACCUUGCCAGACAACAGUGCAGAGCAGUCUCUCGCUGUUACUGCCACAGCCCGUCUGGUUUGUGGACACACGCCGUGUACUGCUUAGGGUGGUUAGAGCAGCUUGCGCUGAACAACCAAGUCUACAGCGACGUAACCAUCACAUGUGCUGGUGCAUCAUGGUGUCCGUACUAGCGUUGUAGAAUUCAAGCCCCUUUGGACGGCUCUCUCAGAACCUUGUACAUCUAACGUUAUGAUGCAUGUGGCCUAGUAAGCAAUGCAUACUGAACUGCAUGCCUGCAACUGUAAAAUCCUGAUGCACAUGUGUGGAGUUUCAGUUAGUUGCCAUUGUCACUACUACUAGUACUACUAGUCAACUGACAUGCUGCAUUACAUUCAUCAUACUUCAUAGUGCCUCCAGUACUGAUCAUCGCGGCUGUAUUCCUGAUGGUAUAUGUACACUGUUACACUGUGACCUCUGCAUGGCUGUUGUCUCCUUGUGAUACACAUUCCUCCGCAUGCACAUGUGUGUGUGUGUGUGUGCGUGCGUGCUUGCUUACUGUAUGACAUGAUAGGACCAGCGCAUAGCACAAGCUAUAUGCCUAGCUAUUUGGACUACUCACUGAGUGCUCAAUAGACAUUGCAUGCAAUGCUUUCUACGUUCCACUUGCUCCGGAGUGUUCUCCCUACUAUGCACACCAUAACUAUAGUUCAGUUACUAAGCAGAACUCUCUGUCACAAUACUAUGGACUAAUCUCAAUCGGGUCUGUUCUGGCUGAUGGUGGAUACCUGUGA
Sycon ciliatum is the source of this 2309-nucleotide messenger RNA. RefSeq lists its product as uncharacterized. The transcript is spliced from 5 exons. Bases 319 to 1623 code for a protein of 434 amino acids. The record is from RefSeq and is a predicted model, not a curated record. NCBI's taxonomy places the organism in Eukaryota, Metazoa, Porifera, Calcarea, Leucosolenida, Sycettidae.